Darwinula stevensoni is the source of this 1353-nucleotide messenger RNA. The record is from the annotation of a GenBank genome assembly. NCBI's taxonomy places the organism in Eukaryota, Metazoa, Arthropoda, Ostracoda, Podocopida, Darwinulidae.
AUGGUGGAGGAGAACCUGCCAAAGGCAGUGGAGCAGUGCAUUCAGGCAGCUGCUUUUGAGUUUGAUGUAUCCAUUCAAAAACUCCUCCUCAAAGCAGGAAACCUCGGGAGGGGAUACCUGAGUCGACAGAACCCUUCCCAUUUCGUGGAGACGUGUCAGGCACUGCGCAUCUUAGCAGCAUUGAGACACACCUCUCUUGCCAUCCCUCUCACUUACACGCAAUACCAGACUCUCGGGACUCAAGUCGUCGUGGAUCGGCUGGUGAUGAGGAGGAAAUAUCUCUUAGCCAUCCGCAUUUCGAAAUACCUCCGCAUACCACCGACCGAUGGGGAAGACCGUAUUCUCCGUCAUUGGACCCUCAGACAGGUUGGAUCCCCGCUCCUCGUGCCGCUUUCUGCUUGUCCUGCACUUCUCUGUAUCUUUGUAUCUCCGUUCCAAAAAAAGGUGGAGGGGAGGAAGGAGAGCAGCAAAGAGAUAGCUCACAAAAUAGCUAGGAAACUUGGAGUGAACCCUCGUAUUUCUUAUGCGUUCCUCGCCCAGAAGGCUCUGGAGUCCAAUUCCAAGGAUCUUGCCAUCAAGUUAUUGGGCUAUGAAGGGAGUGCCAGCAAGCAAGUACCCCCACUUCUUCAGCUGGGUCAGUAUCAGGAAGCCUUGCAGCAGUCAGUUGUGAGUGGUGAUCCAGAGCUCAUCUAUCUCUCCCUGCAUGAGAUCCAAAAGAAUCUCCCACUUGGACAGUUCCAGCUCUUGGUGAGGGACUACCCUGCAGCGCAAGCAUUAUACAUGAAGCAGUGCCAGCAGAGGCAAAAGUGGAAUGCAUUGAUGGACAUCUUCAUCCAAGAGGACAACUUCAUGGGUCAAGCCCUGUCCCGCAUUCGUGAGAGCUACUCUUCCCCUCGAAUCGAUGAGCAGCUGGCAGUGCUAAUGGGAGCAGUGGACUGUUUGAGGCGUAGCAAGAUGGGAGAGACCGGAAAGAAUUGGUUCAUCCUGACUGAGGACCAUGUUCGACUCAUGAAGCACCUCAUCAAUUCUCCUUCAUCUUCCCUGGAUCCCUGUCUUCCACUUCAGGAUGUUGUCCAUCAACUUCUCCUCACCAGGGAUUCCAAGGCUGCAGAAAAACUCCGAUCUGAAUUCCGCAUCCCUGCUGAUCAAUACACAUGGCUGGAGUUGUUGGCAGCGGGCGAGCUUAGAGACUGGUCCGAGAUUCAGCGCCUGGCACGAAACAAGAAGUUACCCGUGGACUUCGACGCUUUCGUGGACGUGUGCCUCGCGCACGGAAACUUGUCCGAAGCGAGGCGGUAUCUCCCCAAGGUUCGACCCGAGAACGUCAUCAAGUAUCACGUACGCGCCGGGUGA